Molecule: messenger RNA, 2125 nt
Organism: Callorhinus ursinus (northern fur seal)
Lineage: Eukaryota; Metazoa; Chordata; Mammalia; Carnivora; Otariidae
Gene: RD3
Product: RD3 regulator of GUCY2D
Biological process (GO): retina development in camera-type eye
Source: RefSeq, a predicted model, not a curated record
CCUAACUGACAGAGAGUCCCCAGAAGGACGCACUCCUGCCCUGUCUCAGCAGGGACUGCGGGGGGGGCAUGUCCCUCAUCCCCUGGCUUCGGUGGAAUGAAGCCCCCCCGAGGCUGUCCUCCCGGAGGCCGGCCGACACGGUGCUGGAGACGCUCAUGAUGGAGCUGGCGGGGCAGAUGCGAGAGGCGGAGAGGCAGCAGUGGGAGCGCGGCAAUGCAGGCAGCAAGAUCUGCACCGGGGUCGACUACAGCUGGUUGGCCAGUGCACCCCGGCCCACCUACGACCUUAGCCCUGGCGAGCGGCUGCAACUAGAAGACGUCUGUGCCAAGAUCCACCCAUCCUACUGUGGGCCUGCCAUCCUCAGGUUCCGGCAGCUGCUGGCCGAGCAGGAGCCCAAGGUGCAGGAGGUGUCCCAGCUCUUCCGCUCGGUGCUGCAGGAGGUCCUGGAGAGAAUGAAGCAGGAGGAAGAGGCCCACAAGCUGACGCGGCAAUGGAGCCUGCGGCCCCGCGGCAACCUGGCGCUGGCCACCUUCAAGACCCGCGCGCGCAUCACCCCCUUCACCAGUGACAUCCGGACCAUCUCGGAGGACGUGGAGCGGGACAUGCCGCCUCCACUCCGGACCUGGAGCAUGCCCGAGUUCCGGGCGCCCAAAGAGGACUGACCCAUGCCCUUCCCUGCCUAGGAGCUGAGCCACCUGCCGGAGGGCAUGAUAGGCCGGUGACAGGUCUCAAGUCCUGGAACCCAAGAGGUGGCCCCAUCCCAAGACAGUCCUGUAAGAUGGAGCAAACCCUCCGGGCCCACACUCCCCCAUCAGCUGUGAGGCUCCGGGUUAGGGCUUGGAGCAGCAGCAAUCCCCUCCCUGCCCCUUCCCACAAGUCAGAUGGAGCAUCCCCUGCCCUGCCUUGCAGAGAUUCGGGGUCUUGGCAGACAGACCCCUGCCCCAUCCGCAUCUUCUGCUUCUGUCUGGAAGGGGAAGAGUUGCCCUGACUUUUUGCCAAGACCUGGGUUCUCUCCCUCAAUUCAGGGAUGUCCUAUUCACCCCUUCACCCUGAGUAAGGAGGGACUUGUUGGGUAGUGUGUAUUCUCUGCUGGUGACUGCUGGUGGCUGGUCUCACCACUGCAGGUAGGUCACCGCCCCACGGAGAGGCAGAGCUGAAAGGAACCACAAAAGCCAACAGGUCCAUUCUCCUCACCUAGUCAAAUGAAUAAACUGAGGCUCAGAGAGGGUCAGAUUCUUACACCUUAAAUUGCAGCCAGGUCCCCAUGGGCCGUGAGAUUGUUUCUGUAGGCAAAGUCUCUUCCCCUGAGUCCUUGAGUCCUGGGCUAUGAUGGGACAGGUCCAAGGGCUAUGUCUCCACCUGCCUGUGGUCUGACACAUCUCUGACCUUGGAAUUGGCAUGGAGGUCUAAGGCAGUUGGGAUCAGAGGUAGGAUGCCAUUACCCUACACCAAGAGUAUCAUCAUGUGGGAUGUGGCCAAUACCUGGCAGCUCCUUCCAGAGCUGAAGCUUCAGGGCCUUCCUCCUCACUGCUCUGGAGAGCCCAGGUCUGAUUCUAGGGUCUCUUCUGUAACUGGUCACACCAAGGAAAGUGACACUGAAAUCCCUAACUGGCCUCAAAGAACCAAGUGAAAUGUUCUAGAAGAGCCUCUCUACCAGGCUUCGCUGUCCUUCUAUUUCUAAUACAGUUAGACCUUGAUAAUGCACAUGCGGUGCUCCAAUGUCUGGAAGGUCAGGUUGCUUCCCCACAUACUGAAGUGGGGUGCGGGGGGAUGGGUGGGGAAGGUGUCUGUCCCCAACUAUCAGUGCAUGCUCAGAAAAUGCAGGUGGAUCUUAAUAAUUAGUCUAAAUAAAAUGCCAGGAGAUAAGUCAAUGGGGAAGAAAAUCCAUAUAUUCCCUGACCAAGCUCAGUAGAAAAAAAUAAAUUUUUAAUGAUCUGGUUUGGGAUUAUUUUCAUUCAAGUCUGGACAGAAAAUCAUAAGAUGAUGGAAAACCUCUUAUCCAAUACAGUCAGGAUGAAGGAGUUGUCUCAUUACAUAAUCAGUAGCAGUUGAAAAGCACUUAAAUGAAAAUAUACACCUUAAACUUCUUACAUAUUUUAAGACAUAAAAAAAAACGUUCAUUCAA